Molecule: messenger RNA, 3505 nt
Organism: Physella acuta
Lineage: Eukaryota; Metazoa; Mollusca; Gastropoda; Physidae
Product: phospholipid-transporting ATPase ABCA1-like
Biological process (GO): transmembrane transport; lipid transport
Cellular component (GO): membrane; intracellular membrane-bounded organelle
Molecular function (GO): ATP binding; ABC-type transporter activity; ATP hydrolysis activity
Source: RefSeq, a predicted model, not a curated record
UACUGGGUCCCAACUGCUGUAGAAGAAAAGGAGUUGCCAGACAUCCCCCCUGAGGAGGAAAAAUACUUUGAGACACCGAACAGCGAUUGGAAAGCCGGGAUCCAAGUCCGAAACUUAAUUAAGAUGUUUGGUAAAAAUGUCGCCGUUGCUGGGACAAAUAUGGACGUGUACGAGGGGCAGAUAACCGUGUUGCUAGGUCACAACGGGGCAGGGAAGACAACUACAAUCAACAUGAUCACAGGUUUUCUUCCUGCUACAAGUGGAACCAUAACCGUACAUGGUCUGGACAUGCGUAAGAAUACUGACGCUGCCAGAAAAUCUAUUGGCCUCUGUCCUCAACACGACAUCCUGUUCGCUAAACUCACAUGCAAGGAACACCUCAUCUUUUCCCUCAAGAUUCACGGGUUGUACAACAAUGAGUCCAAGGCCGCCAUCGUUGACCGUCUUAACGCUCUUGGUCUGGGUGGGAAAAUGAACAGCUUGGCUUCAAAACUGUCAGGCGGACAAAAGCGGAAAUUGUCUUUAGCAUGUGCUUUCAGUGGUGAUACAAAGGUCAUCUUCCUGGACGAGCCAUCGUCCGGCCUUGACCCCGCCGCCAGACGGGAAAUGUGGGCCUUCCUAAAGACAAUGAGAGAAGGUCGAACCAUCCUUUUAACGACCCAUUACAUGGACGAGGCAGAUGUACUGGGCGACAGAAUCGCCAUCAUGGCGGAGGGGAGAGUUAAAUGCUGCGGCACACCCAUGUUUUUAAAGAGAGUUUAUGGGGCAGGAUAUACACUGAAGAUCGUUAAGCAGCCAUCUUGUUUGACGGAUGUUGUGACUGAGCAGAUUCUUCAGAUUAUUCCUAAAGCUAAGUACAUAAGCGAAACCAACUCUGAGAUAGACUACCUGUUGCCUGAAAAUGUGACAGAAAUGUUUCCAGAGUUGUUGAAGGUUCUAGAAAACGACGCCGAACAGCUAAAAAUAACUGGUUUCGGUCUGACAGCAACCACAAUGGAGGAUGUCUUUGUAAAAGUCGGAGAAGGAGGAGUAGCUGAAGAUGUAGCUGAAGCGAACAAAAAAGAUGACCAGUCGUCCGUAGUUAUUGAAAUGACAGAAUCUGGACCGAAGGAAAGACCUAAAUCUAGUGCUGUUGAUUUAACUAAAGGAUCAAGCACCACACCUACAGAACAAAUCUUCAAGAUCUUUAACGAAAGCAAGUGUACCACGAAACCAGCCGUCUUCUACCAGCAGCUGAGGGGGAUCUUCAUCAAGAAGUUCAUUUUGUUUAAACGAAGCCUCGUGUCUUCACUCAUUUUAAUUAUACUCCCUUUGCUUUUCGUUGCCUUUGGUCUCUACGCGGACCGUCAGGAAGCCUUGCUGCAAAUUGAGCCGAUGACUUACAGUGCUGACCGGUUGACCAACCUGAUCACACCGAUUUCUACAACUAAAGAGACCUCUCCAAGACUUGUGGAUGCUUACAAAAAGCAACUGCCAUCUUCCGAGUUUACUGAAUUAGACAGGAAUGACCCUGACGGUUACUUUCUCAAUUGGGGCAAUGCUAACGGUCAAGAAAAAUACGAUCAAAUGGGUUUUGGUGUGCUCUUCAACGAGACGGGGAGAACGGUGCUAUAUUACAACGGCAGGCUAACACACGGCCAGGGACUAGCGCUUCAACUGAUGCUCAACGCUGAGGUCAAGGCAGCACUGGGGGACGACUUUUCUAUUGAGCUUGGCCUCCAGUAUUUUACUACGGGAAGUAUCACUGGGUUCGCAAUGAGCACGCUGACCGCAGUCAUCUUUGCCAUGGUGCUUCUGCCAGUCAUGUUUAUCUACGCCCUGAUAGUUGAACGUGCGACUGGUGCCAAACACCUCCAAACACUGAGCGGUGUCCACCCUGUAGCGUAUUGGCUGGGGACGUUUGUCUUCGACUUUCUGCUAUUUAUAGCCAUCAUCACCUUGUACAUGUGCUUGCUGGCUUUCAACCACAAAGUCUUCCUCGACCGCGACCGCUGGCUAGUUUUAGUCAUCGGCUUUUCCGCAUUUGGCAUCGCAUCUUUUCCGUAUCUCUACCUGAUACAGAACGUCUUCUCCUCGCCGACAAUAGCAAUCGUCAUCAUUCUCAUCGUCAAUCUCGUCAUAGGUGUGAUAUUCAGUUUUUUAAUCACCGUCAUCAAGGGUAUAGGAGUAUCAUUAGAAGGCUUCUACUUCUUCCUGGAUUUGUUCUUCGGAUAUAUUUCGCCUAACUACGCCAUUUCGUCCAUUUUACUUUUAAUGGUUUUCAGUGCAGGGGCGAAUGGGUUUAUCGAUGUCAUGGAAGGAUUUUCUCACGAAUUGCCUAAAUGCUACUCAAAGUUGCUCGGCCAAGGUGUACUUUCCUGGAUUUUUAUAAUGUUGAUCGAAUUCAAGGUUAUCAGACUUAUUUGGUACCGCGUGUCAUGUAUUCAGAGACUUUUCUGUGGAAAGAAAUUUGCAGAUGUGCAGGUAGCCCAAGAGGAUGAUGACAUCAUCAACGAGCAGAAGAGAGUGCACGAAUCACCGAAGGAAGAUCUUUUUAAAAGCGACGCCCUUCUUCUGAUCGACCUGAAGAAAGUCUACUGUAGUCUUUUCUGCUCCAUACAUACGGCGGUCCACCCAGUUAGCUUUGGGGUGCCAGACAAGGAGUGCCUAGGGUUGCUGGGACAGAAUGGAGCUGGGAAGACAACCAUCUUUAAAAUGUUGACAGGGGACAUUACUUUAUCGGCAGGAGAGGCUUACGUAGGCGGCUAUAAUAUCAAAUCCAAAAUAAAAAAGGUCCAGUCUAUGAUGAGUUACUGCCCCCAGUUUGACGCCCUCCAUGACUCACUGACAGGACGAGAGACCCUGUACCUGUACGCAAGGCUGAGGGGAGUUAAAGAGCAAUAUCUAAAUACCAUCACGGAAAUGGUCAUCGAUUUUAUCACUCUUCGACCACACGAGGAUAAAGUGACAUCCGCUUACAGCGGUGGCAACAAAAGAAAGUUGUCAAUGGGGAUAGCCAUCAUCGGUGACCCCCACUUUAUAAUGCUAGACGAACCGACAGCUGGCAUGGACCCCAUCUCUAGGAGAAGUCUUUGGAAAUGUCUGCAUAUGAUCAGGUCAAUGGAGAGAACCUUGGUGCUGACCUCACACAGCAUGGAGGAGUGUGAAGCGCUGUGCACGAAAAUUGCGAUCCUCAAAAGAGGGCGGUUGAUGUGUCUGGGCAGCACGCAGCACUUGAAGAACAAAUUUGCCCAGGGCUAUACCGUCAUCCUCCACGCUAAACAUCAAGAGGACGGAGCCAUCCUUCCACUGAAGCCUGCGGUAGAUUUCCUGAUCUCAUCCAUCCCUGGAACUACGGUUUUCAACGCCCAACCCUCGUACUACCACCUACAAGUUCCAGAGACUGCCCGUUUGUCUGAAAUCUUCAGGCUUUCAUUAGAGGCCAGGUCGACGUUUGACCUCCAACAUUUCACGGUCCAACAGACGUCCUUAGAGCAGGUUUUCUUACUGCACAUGAAGGACUAAA